GACUGGCAGCUCUCCACUGCAUCUUAGCAUAAGAAUCACCACAGUGACUUAGCAAAGGAAAACAGUCGCUGAAGACACAUCUUUACCAGGCUGCUACGUAGCACCAGGCAUCACAGCCACAAUCUCCAUUUCUUCAAAGAGCAAAGUGAAGAGAAGUUCCCCAGAAACAUGAUUGGCCUGUGGUUCCUCUCUGUUCUCACUUACGGACUUAUGGUGCUUGAGGAGGGCAAUUGCUGGACAUACCACUAUUCAGAAAAAAACAUGACCUAUAAGCUUGCGGAGGAAUGGUGUAGGAAACACUAUACAAAUAUGGUUGCCAUUCAGAAUAAGGAGGAAAUUGUCCAUCUGAAUGCAUUUCUACCCUUCAAUCCAACUUAUUACUGGAUUGGAAUCAGAAAGAUUGAUAAUGAGUGGACCUGGGUUGGAACAAGAAAACGGCUGACUGAAGAGGCUAAAAACUGGGCUAAGGGUGAACCAAACAACAAAAAGAAUGAUGAGGACUGUGUUGAAAUCUACAUCAAAAGAGAUAAGGAUGCAGGCAAAUGGAAUGAUGAAAGAUGCAGCAAACAGAAGGUUGCCUUGUGCUACGCAGCUUCCUGUAACCAGUCUUCCUGCAGUGGCCAUGGUGAAUGCCUGGAGACCAUUAACAAUCAUACCUGCCUCUGUGAUGCUGGAUUCUAUGGGCCUGAAUGCCAGCAUGUUGUGACCUGCGACCAACUAAAAGAACCCGAUCAAGGGACGCUGGAGUGCAGCCAUCCACUGCAGAACUACAGCUACAACUCAUCCUGUGAGGUUCAGUGUGCAGAAGGCUAUGAAUCAACUGGGUUUGAACCAGUUUGGUGUACCUCUUCCGGAAACUGGUCUGCACCCACUCCAGCAUGUAGAGUUGUGCAGUGUGAUGGCUUAAAGGCUCCAGCUCAUGGCUCCGUGACGUGCUCUCCUGCCUCUGGGAACUUUCUGUGGAAUUCAACCUGUGAGUUUGCCUGUGAAGAAGGGUUUGUGUUGAAGGGAUCAGACAGGCUGCAGUGCGGCGCUUCUGGAGAGUGGGAUGGACGGCAGCCGCAAUGUGAAGAGGCCCUGUGGAGUGAGUAACCACAAGAAAAUCAGUUGUUAAGGACUCCAUCUGCACAGUAAGGUCUACCCAGGUAGAUCCACCGAUAAGAUUUAGUAGAAGAAAAUGCAACGGAAUGAGGAGUUUGGUAACAUGUUGGUAAUAAUGGCACUGAUUCCUUUCUGCUGGCAUUUGGAGGACAGUUUAAAAUCAUAGAAUAUCAGGGUUGGAAGGGACCUCAUCUAGUCCAACCCCCUGCUCAAAGCAGGACCAGUCCCCAGACAGAUUUUUACCCCAGUUCCCUAAAUGGCCCCCUUAAGGAUUGAACUCACAACCGUGGGUUUAGCAGGUCAAUGCUCAAACCACUGAGCUCUCUCUCCCCUAGUAGCUACAUUAGACAAACAGAUCACACUAAAGCACCCAAAGUAAGUUUCCCAUGAAGAAGUACAAAUUUCUCUGACCGCCAUACACCAAAGCUAUUCUACAUAUAACAAAUCAGAGAGUCACUGCUGCGAUCUCUUAUUUUUGCAAGUCUUGUAACAUUUGGAACUGCUGUAACUACAACAGACACUUUCAGAGCUCAUACAGAGAUGGCCCUGCAGUAGAAUCAAAGAGCUAUUCUUUGUGGUUCACUUACCUAUAUAUCUGAAGAUACAGCUGGUGUAAUUGACAGCAGGAAUCAGAGAGGAAAGGAAUAAAUUCCUGCAAAAGCCAACAAUUUUGAAUGGUAUUAUCAAAAUGAAAUAACGAUUAAAUAUAUUUUUCUUCUGCUUA
Molecule: messenger RNA, 1825 nt
Organism: Mauremys mutica (yellowpond turtle)
Lineage: Eukaryota; Metazoa; Chordata; Testudines; Geoemydidae
Product: E-selectin-like
Exons: 7
Coding region: 169-1092 (307 amino acids)
Biological process (GO): heterophilic cell-cell adhesion; response to cytokine; leukocyte tethering or rolling
Cellular component (GO): external side of plasma membrane; membrane
Molecular function (GO): oligosaccharide binding; sialic acid binding
Source: RefSeq, a predicted model, not a curated record